Messenger RNA from Vollenhovia emeryi, 621 nucleotides. RefSeq lists its product as uncharacterized. The transcript has a single exon. The coding region runs from base 1 to 621 and encodes 206 amino acids. NCBI's taxonomy places the organism in Eukaryota, Metazoa, Arthropoda, Insecta, Hymenoptera, Formicidae. The record is from RefSeq and is a predicted model, not a curated record.
AUGAGAUCGCCGAAGGAAGGGAUAGGGGAAAAAGAGAGAAGUAUAGAGGAAGUGUUGAGGGAAAUGAUGAAGGAGCUGAGGAGAGAGGUAAGGGAAGAUAGCAGAAAAAUGAUGGAAGAGUUGAAGGAGGAAUUUAGAGAGAGGGAGAGGAAGGCAAGAAAAGAAAGAGAGGAAAUAAUAAGAGAAGGGAGGGAGCAAAUGAAGAAGUGGAUGGAGGAGAAGGAGGAAAUGAAAAAGCAUAUAGAAAAGAUAGAGAAAAAAAUGGAGGAGAUGCAGACAAGGGGUCAAGGAACGAAUGGACAUGGAGGAGAGGUAAAUGAGGAGGUGAAGAGGCUAGAGGGGAAGAUGAGAGGUAUAGAGAUAAAACUAGAAAGGGAAGAGAGAGAAAGGAGAAGGAGGAAUAUAGUAAUAAGAGGGAUAAGAGGCGGAAAAGAGAGGGUAGAGACAGAGAUUAGGAAGAUAAUGAAAGAAAAUGGUGUAAAAGAGGAAGGGCUGGAAAUUAAGAGGAUAGAGGAAGGAAAGGAAGGAGAAGUAAAAUUAGCGGUGGUAAAGAUAGAAGAUUUGGAUGAGAAGAAGAGAUUGAUGAGAGAAAGGAGAAAGCUAGGAGAAAAAGGAGUGUAA